CUCAAAGAUGGCCGCCAAACGUUUCGAAACGUUCUGCCUCGAUCCCAUGAACACGUGCAACUCGAGCCUCGUUUGCGUGUUCUGUAUGUUUGCCAUGGAAACCUUCGAUAUUCACAGCGAAAGAAAAAUCAAGAUGGCGAUGUCCGAUGUGGAUGUGAGUAGCUCUUUAGACCACGAUGAGGAGCCUCUGGCUGAACUUACGGACGAGGAACUCUACAACCUUGUUCAGGAGACGUUACAUGCCAACGAUGUACUUAAAAACGAGACCACAAUGUUUGAGAAAUACCUUAAAAGGGUUGAUCCAAAGGACAUAGGUUUACAGCAAGCUACUACCCAAGGUCCAACCCAGCCUACUAUUGAGCCAGGUCACAGAGGACUGAGAAAGAGGUCAAGAUCAAGGGGACCAUCAUUAGAUAGGCAUUUGAAAUUAACAGCAGAGCAGAAGUGUGACAUUGCCCAGCGGGAGCUGGAAGAGUUGAGAGAUGAAAUUGAGAAACUCAAAGACGAAUCAGAAAAGAUCCUUGAUAACUUCCGGGCUGUCAUGGAAGAAGCAGACAUCAGAAGUGCUGAAGUUAAGAAGGCUUCCUAUGAAUUUGAGAGAGAUAUUGUCAAAGGAGCAGUCAACCAGAGAACCAACAAAGUUAUUGCUGAGAGAGUUACAAGAUAUAUUGAAGACAAAAUUAGAGCAAGGGACACCACAAUUGAGAAGCUAAGACUCAAGAACUCUACACUGAAAGUUCAAAAGAGAAAGCUGCACAUGCAACUUAAACAGAAAGAAGAAAUGGGAGAAGUUCUUCAUGAAGUUGAUUUCAAUCAGCUCAAAAUUGAAAACCAACAAUAUCUUGAAAAGAUUGAUGAAAAAAAUCAAGAUCUUCUGAGACUUAAACUCAUGGAUGGAAAUGUGCAACAGAUUCUUAACACCUACAAGAAAAAAUUACACACACUGACAAUGGAGUCGUCAAGAUUGAAAAUGGAGAUUGCACAGAGAAACGAGCUGCUUUACAAGAUCGAUGCUGAAACACAGAUGGUUGAAAAGGAACGGACAAAAGCAGAAACAUUGAAUUCAAGAUUGAAGCAACAACUAACAGACUACAAAGUACCAGAUGUUUUAGAUUAUGUCACUGAACGAGCAGACCUAUAUGAACUCAACAAAACAGUACGCAUGUGGGAGAGGAAAGUUGAAAUAGCACAUAUGGCUUUGAAAACAAAUCGCAAGACUUGGCGCAAGUUACAAAUGGCUCAUCAAGAACAAACCCCUUGGAAAGUAUAGGGGUGUCAUGCAACACACAAACAAAUUGUCACUUAGUGUAAUGAGCAUCACGCCAUGUUGUAAAUAGGAAAGGCUUGUUUGCAGGCAUUGUACAAAAGGAGUUUGCUCACCAGUUAUAUUAGUUGUAAAUAAAGUAAAGUACCCUAAA
Molecule: messenger RNA, 1418 nt
Organism: Orbicella faveolata
Lineage: Eukaryota; Metazoa; Cnidaria; Anthozoa; Scleractinia; Merulinidae
Product: cilia- and flagella-associated protein 263-like
Biological process (GO): cilium assembly
Cellular component (GO): axoneme; ciliary basal body
Source: RefSeq, a predicted model, not a curated record